Messenger RNA from Oppiella nova, 1637 nucleotides. The record is from the annotation of a GenBank genome assembly. Lineage: Eukaryota; Metazoa; Arthropoda; Arachnida; Sarcoptiformes; Oppiidae.
AUGAAGUUACCAAUAUACACAGUCGAUGCAUUUACUAUUAAUAACGAGCCCUUCACGGGAAAUGGAGCCGCGGACGACAUAUCGGACGAAAUAAAGCAAAAAAUAGCGUCCGAAAUGAAUUUGAGUGAAACGGCUUUCGUAACCAAAGCGUGGACUAGGAGUCAGAAAGUGGUGACCAAUACAUACACUAUAAGAUGGUUUUCACCCUUCGUGGAGGUGCCCAUAUGUGGCCAUGCUACACAGGCCAGUGCCGCCGCCCUAUAUGAUAGAUAUUUUAAAAACCAUAUACCUGGCUCAACUCAAACAAACACUUCAAUUUACAUUAAUUUUAUCACAAAAUUUAAGGGAAUAUUUAUAGCGACGAUAAACACGUCCGAUAUGUCCGUAACUAUAGACCUACCAUUACCAGAUGUCAACCCCAUUACCCGAAAGUUAAACUCCAGGGUUGUAGACAUCAUUAGACAUACAUUGGGACCGGAUAUUAACACAGACAGUGUGGUAGACAUCGGGCUGACCACAGAUAUGCCGUAUAUUUUAUUACGAUUGAGAGAUGGCUUAUGCGGUGGUGAACCCCUAAUACAUAAGGUUUCACCAGAUUUUACUAAAUUAGCGAAAGCGACAAAUGACUGGAAUUUUGCGGUCGGAGUGAUUGUCACAGAAAAAGCUCAAUCAGGAGAUGACAUCGAUUUCUAUUCGCGAUUCUUCGCACCCAAUGCUGGCAUUAAUGAGGACCCGGUAUGUGGAUCAGCCCAUACAGUGCUUAUGCCGUAUUGGGACAGACUGUUCAAUGGAUUGGGUGAUCAUAGGAAGCAACUCAUAGCCAAACAGUGUUCACAAAGAGGAGGACUUCUGUUGCCAAUAUACACGGUCGAUGCAUUCACUAUUAAUAACGAGCCCUUCACGGGAAAUGGAGCCGCGGACGACAUAUCGGACGAAAUAAAGCAAAAAAUAGCGUCCGAAAUGAAUUUGAGUGAAACGGCUUUCGUAGCCAAAGCGUGGACUAGGAGUCAGAAAGUGGUGACCAAUACAUACACUAUAAGAUGGUUUACACCCCUGGUGGAGGUGCCCAUAUGUGGCCAUGCUACACAGGCCAGUGCCGCUGCCCUAUAUGAUAGAUAUUUCAAACACCAUACACCUGGCUCAACUCAAGCAAACAGUUCAAUUCACAUUAAUCUUUUAUAUGAAUUGCCCAACAAUUCAGCCGUAAAUGUGUGUCGUUUUGUGGAUGAAUACAGUGUAGUGUUUGGUCAACAAAGUGGUGAAAUACAGUUAAUUGAUGUGAGAUAUAGUGAUAAAGUUGUCAAAUGUUGGCAAACGAGUGGUUCACCCGUUCUAUCACUUCUUGCGUUCAGACAUAAACAGAGGAAUGGAUUCUUCGCGGGUCGAGCGGACGGAUCCACUGUUUAUCACUAUUUAGACUCAGAUUCAGAAACUUUUCAGUUGAGUGGACCUGAUUUCGAGGCCAUCUAUGAUGUGGCCACUGAUGGCACUCAUGUGUUCACCGCCUGUAGAGAUCAUUGUAUCCGUAAAUAUGAUCUCAACGUUAUUACAAACUCUUAGACUAAUCACAAACAUUUCGUUCACACAAAUACACCACAAAUGUACUCAUUAUCUAAUACUGUAUUUAUACCAUUCUG